GUGGAAACAGGCAGGAGUCUCUUAGCAGUCCUGGGCGAUAAAGUUCACUCUGAUAGGAUUUAUUCAGCUCUCUGCCAUGGAGGCCAUGUACCUGCUGGACAACUGGAGAAAGGACCUUCAUGUGUCGCAGGAGGCUGUGGACAACUCAGUGGACAUGGACCGCCUGAACAGGAACGUGCCUGAGCUCGGACGGCAGACUCACCAGGUGUUACAGAGUACUCCACUGGAUUUAAUUGAGACCGGAAAGGGCCUGAAGUUUCAAGCGGAGCGCCCCCACCUGGUCAGCUUAGGCAGCGGACGACUGAGUACCGCCAUCACCUUGCUGCCCCUGCCUGAGGGACGCACCACUCUGGGAUAUGGUGCAGUGGACAUCAACAUCCAGGGCCCUGGGGUGGCAGCCCAGCACUGUUACAUAGAGAACAAGUCGGGGAUCAUCACUCUGCACCCUUCUGGGAACCUCUGCGCUGUAGAUGGACUCCAGGUUCAACAGCCAAUCCGUCUAUCACAAGGUAGGAGUCUUUCCGUCUGA
Messenger RNA from Cyprinodon variegatus (sheepshead minnow), 529 nucleotides. RefSeq names its product pleckstrin homology-like domain family B member 1. The transcript is spliced from 4 exons. NCBI's taxonomy places the organism in Eukaryota, Metazoa, Chordata, Actinopteri, Cyprinodontiformes, Cyprinodontidae. Gene Ontology annotation, biological process: regulation of microtubule cytoskeleton organization. Gene Ontology annotation, molecular function: protein binding. Gene Ontology annotation, cellular component: basal cortex. The record is from RefSeq and is a predicted model, not a curated record. Bases 77 to 529 code for a protein of 150 amino acids.